Messenger RNA from Morone saxatilis (striped sea-bass), 3090 nucleotides. RefSeq names its product family with sequence similarity 117 member Aa (gene fam117aa). NCBI's taxonomy places the organism in Eukaryota, Metazoa, Chordata, Actinopteri, Moronidae. The transcript is spliced from 8 exons. The coding region runs from base 267 to 1619 and encodes 450 amino acids. The record is from RefSeq and is a predicted model, not a curated record.
GGUUGUGCUGUUGUCACUUUGCAGAAAAGGGAAACAAGCGGUAAUGCGGGAAAGCACCGCGUCGCCUCUCUGCUGGUGUCCGCUUCAGACUGCAACCAUGAAGGAUAGAGAUUGAGCAGAUGAGGUGAACUGCAAAAAAACCCAACAAACAACCGAAAAGCAAGCUGUGAAAGCAACAAAAAAUCAUGUUCAUCAUCACAACAGAAAGCUGGGUGACCAACAAGAGGCCCGAUCAGAGUUUCGGAUCAUCAGUGUGGAUGAAGUGAAUGCGGGCAGAAGGGACGGACAGCGCCGUGCAGAGCUGCAGUGAACGACGGAGAGAAGAGGAGCAAAAGCUGCGUGUGUGUGUGUGUGUGUGUGUGUGUUUUCAUAAGCGGAGCUCGGCUGUGGGAGCGGAGUGGGGGAUGUCGGGCAGAAGUGGAGCAGCACCUCGGGGGUGCAGCAACCCCAGCCUGCAGCCCCUCAGAGCCACAGUCCCAUACCAGCUCCAGAGGGGCUCAGCUCUCCUCUGCAGAGAGGUCAAGACGGCUGACAGGACCUCGGCUCGCCCACCGAAACCCACCAUCCGCCGAACUCUUUCUCUGGAUGCCAUCGUUGGACCCUAUCUGCAGGGACAGUGGCCCAAAGAGGCCGAGAGCACGGCAGUUACCUGUGUGAACGACAAAGCCACGCAGACCCCAAGUUCCUGGGCCGAGGAGACCCGGGGAAGGAGAAGCAGCGGAGGACACAAGCGCUCAGCGUCGUGGGGCAGUGCAGAGCACCUUAGGGAGGUGGCCAAGCUGAGGCACCAGUUGCAGAAGCGCUCCCGCCAUGCCCCUCCCUCAGCAGGAUACGAGCUCCCCCACCACCCCCUGCCAGCAGGUCAUGCCGCAGGCAUUACUCAGACAGUGCCCCUGAUGCCGCUGAACAGACUUGCACCACGGCUGCGACGUAGUGUUGAAGGCCUAAACUUGGAGCUGGAGGAGGUGUUUGUUUCUGAGAAACCUGAUGAUCAGCAUGAGAUUUUGGAUAUCCCAGAUGGCCACAGGGCCCCUGUCCCUGCCCAGAGAUGCAGCAGUGGCUCUCAGAGUGAGCCCUCCCCAGGCCCCCUGGACCCUUCCCUCCUCUCUCCUUCUCAGUCCCCCUGUCCGCUAGAUCCCUUGCUUCUGUCGCCUUCAAAUUCCCCCUGUCCAUUGAACCCAGCUCUCUUGUCUCCAUCACAGUCUCCCUGUCCCAUGGGAGAGCCAGAACCUGUGGACUGUGAGACCCUGUGUCCCUCUCCGUCGACGUCACUCCCCUCAUUUGCACUGGAUCCUCCUCUGUUGCAGUCCUGCUCCUCCUCUCCACGUCCCAACAAAACCUGCUCCUUUCAGCGCGAGCCACCAGAAGGCUGCGAGCGAGUACGAGUAUGCGAGGAAGCAUUGUCUGCCUGUCAGGAUGAGCCUCUCCUUCUCCAGCCAUCCUGCCCUGACCCCAAUAAAGUCAACUUUACCCCCCACGGCGGCUCCGCUUUCUGCCCCGUCAGUCUCCUGAAGCCCCUCCUGCCCUCCAUGGACCUCCUCUUCCGCGGCCUGUCAGUCUCUCCGGUCACCGGCUGCCCAGGUCAGGCUUCUCCGACCAGGCACCUGGGUAUGCAGUAGGUGGAUAUCUGAGCAGGGCCUCUCAGGACUAAACCACAGUGCACUGCCUAGGAUUCUGCAGGAACUGGAUAUGUUUCACACGCAUGGUGCCAACAGAUUACCUGUGGUUACCUGACUCAUCAGUGCUGUAACGUGCUAUAAUUACUGUGAUCAAAAUGAGAGACUGUAAGCAUUUCAUCAUACUCUAGAUUAACUUUGGCCUAAAAUCUGACUGCUUCAUUGAUUAUUUCCACCAGCGUGAGGCUUUGAUUCAGCUGAUAUUCACUUCAUCAGCACUUAAAGGUCCAGUGUGUGGGAUUUAGUGGCAACUCCCUUGUUUCAUCCUCUUCUUCCAAGCACAAAGGAGUCCACGAAACAUGUGAAAAACGUGAAUAUUUAGGAACCAGUGUUUGGUUUGUCCAUUCUGGGCUACUGUAGAAACAUGACGGCCUCCGUAGAUUAAAAACAGCUAAUCUUAAGGUUACAAAAACAUAACGAUUCUUAUUUUCAGGUGAUUAUACAAUAAUAAAAACUUACCUAUGAACAUUAUAUUACAUUUCUGCCACACUGGACCUUUAAAUUGUCUUGGUAUUCCCCCAUAUUGGCUAUUGAUUAGACUACCGGACUGAACCUGUAGUCUAAUCCAUAGCCAAUAAAUUCUGGAAAUGUUAGAAAAAUGCUGGAAAAGUUCUCUGGUCUACUGAGUUUUUUACAUUUUCUUUUGGUAAAACUGAAUAUUGAUUAUGUUUUUCAUGUUUAAUGUCAAAAUGAGUCCAAAAACCACCAAAAAGCACUUAGAACACAGGAGUAUUACUUUCUUACUAUCAUUUACUAUUAUCCUAGUAAAGUAUUUUUAAAGUUUAGAUGAACUUUCAGGUUAAUUUCAGAGACUUCACUGAUGAAAAACACAACUACUUGAUAGGUUUGUUCCUUUAAAAUCUGUUGGUUGAAGAAAAAUAUUUUUGGCCUUUCAUUUACGUUGGCCUACUUUUCUACAGAUGUAUUUCUAGGAAGAUAUAUAUUUUUGUAUCUUUGUAAGGAGUUGUGGGGCUGGUGAUACUAGUUUUUUGUAUUCACUGAAGAAAUCAACUUGUAAUUUCUGUUUAUAACUUUGGUGAUUUGUAAGCAGGAAUUUACGUUUUUAUUAGCUUUACUUGCCUACAGCAGGCCCUGUUCUAACCAAACUGUUGCAAGUUUGUCAACUUUGAGGUUUUUUUUGUUCAAUCUGAGCCUCUUUGGACAGAAAUAUUCACUUUGAUACGGAGGAGGUUGAUUCCCUCUGCUCUAGUUCAUGAUGUUCAAAUGGAUAAAUCGCUGUCAGCAGGGUCCUAAGCAGCUCUAUAGUAAAAAGUGGAUGAAAAAUACAUCAUUAUUUCAGCCAUGAAUGCACCCUUUUCAUACUUUUUAGGGUCAUAACAGUAAAAAAGUUAAAUGUGCUCUUGCCAUUGUGAAGAAAAUAAAAAUAACCACAUUUUCUGGGCGUUUAAAUACA